Panicum virgatum (switchgrass) is the source of this 1580-nucleotide messenger RNA. RefSeq lists its product as uncharacterized. The record is from RefSeq and is a predicted model, not a curated record. Lineage: Eukaryota; Viridiplantae; Streptophyta; Magnoliopsida; Poales; Poaceae. Bases 235 to 1386 code for a protein of 383 amino acids. Gene Ontology annotation, molecular function: DNA-binding transcription factor activity; DNA binding. The transcript is spliced from 6 exons.
CUCUCUCUCUCUUCCCUCUCUCUCUCUCCUCUCUCUAGUGGCUAGUAUUAGAGGAGGAGGCAGGUGUUGCACUGCGAGUAUAUGAGGUUGCUAGCCUGGCUGAUGGAUGGUCAUUCAUGUGCACAGACAUGCAUGUGAAGUGGCUGGCUGUCUAACCAGAUAUAUAGAUUCUGGUUUCCAGUUCUUGCUGGUCGGUUCAGUGUAGUUAGAGCGAGCGAGCUAGGUGAGAGAUAGAUGACCAUGGUGAGGACGGUGGUCGGCCGAGAGAAGAGCGGCGGCGUGAGGCAGUACAACAGGUCCAAGGUGCCUCGCCUCAGAUGGACGCCCGAUCUGCACCACUGCUUCGUCCACGCCAUCCACAAGCUCGGGGGACAGGACAAGGCUACGCCGAAGAGAGUUCUGCAGCUGAUGGGAGUGGGAGGACUCACCAUAUCUCAUGUCAAAAGCCAUCUGCAGAUGUACAGAAAUAUGAGAAAUGAUAUUGGAAUGCAAGGGUCGAUGAUGCAGCAGGUGCCCCGGCCGGAUCAGGAGCACAUAUACGGAGGAGGCGGCAUGCAUGUGGAACUCUGCAGUGAGGAUGCACAGCGGCAGCAGUGGGAUCAUGAGUGCGAUGGCCCCUGCUGCCGCUCGCCAAAGCCUAGAAAGGAGCCAACAAUGCCGCUGCUGCUUCAGCUUCACCCCCAACUGAAAAGGACGGAGACGAGGCGGUCGCGGGAGGAGGAGAAGGCGGAUUACGGCGGCAGCGCGAGCCCCAAGAGCCUGCUGCGAGGCCCAGGGCCAGGAAUAUGCGAGGGCGACGGGUCAUCGCCGCCGCCGCGCCUCUACUGCGCCCUCGCAGCAGCAGGUGGCUACAACUACAUGCGCAUCAUGCAAGCGGCCAUGGGCGGCAUGGCUGCUGCUGCUGCUGCUCCUCCUCCUCACGCGGAGCCGGAGGUGGUGGUGGAGCAGCCCCUGCAGCAGGGAGCGGGAAUAAAGCGGCAGCGGCACGAGGCGCGGCCCGCCGCAGCAGCCGGCCCUCCCUGCAGCAGGAGCAAGCUCUUCACAUUCUUGGGCUUCGUGGUGGCGCCGGUGCCGGCCGCCGCCUGCCGUGACCACCCUUUUGAGAUAGCCGGCAGAACUCCAAGGUUGCCGGGUAGCCUCGAGACGCCAAGCAACAUGGCCGUCGUGCGCCGAGGCGCCAGUGAUCCGCCGGUGGGUUCGUCGGGGCACGACGACGACCGCGGCUGCUCGCUAUCGCUGUCCUUGGCGCUGGACAGCUGGAGCGGGCGGUGCUGCAGGCACACCGGCGAGGACGGCAGCCUAUUGUCGCCGACGACGUCGUCGGCGGGGAGCCGGAUCAGCCUCGACCUGUCGCUGUCCACGUUGUGGGAUCCAUCGUCGAAUUGACGACCUCUGCGGGCUGCGGUGGCGUGUUUCUUAUGCCCAUGUGGAGGGGUGCAGCAUGGGCCUAGGUGGGCCUCUUGGUGUAGUGUUAUUACAAUUUUUGCCUGGUGUCGUUGUAGCCUUUGGCCCAUACGGCCCAGAUGUAAUAGCAGCCAAGUUUCCACUUCCUUUCCGUUAUAUGGUGUUGCCGUGUUUCU